GAGAUUUGAUGGAGAACGGAGUCUGGGGACUGUCACAGGAAGCGAGUGUCUGGCUAUGGGGCCAGCGGUGUCGAUUCGAGCUCGGGCGAUGAGAAGUGCUGGCUGUGCUGACGACGGGCGGCCUCGGCUGCGGUGAAUGGGGAGGGUGGUCUCGCGACUGCAGAGUUGGAGAAAAUGUCGGACCAAAUGGCGAUGGUGAUGAGCAUGGAGAUCGGGGAGAGUAUGCAAGAGCUGGCCGCGGAAGGGCAGAAGCAUUUGGAGGGCACUGUGGACGCAGCGCAUGACAUUCUCGCGUCGCUGAAUGAGGUGCUGUGCAAUCCGGUGUUGUGGGCGCAACCGGUCCCCGAAAGCAGCAGCAGUAGCAAGCCUGGUGGAGCUCCGCCGCAGCAAGAGCAGGGCUGGCUUGCGUUAGAGACCGGACGCCUGCGUUACAAAUCCACCACUGCUGCGCUACGCGCUUCUAUCAACAACAUUUUCAACAAACCCCAGAUGAGAGCACAAGAAGGUGAUUCCGGCCAAGAUAAGGGCUCAGCAGCUGAUCUUGAUCAGCUAGAGAAACAGGCUGCACGACUUAGAGAGGAAGCCACAAGGAAAAACCAAAUGGUGAAGCUGUUGAUAGACCAAUCGCGUGACUUGGUGUCCGAUAUCUCCAUGUGGCAAAGUGCUGAGUUAUGAACAGGCGUUGCUGUACAUAGGCUAUAUCAGAGUUACGAGUGCGUGUGCAAGGUGUUUACGUACACAGAGAUAUGGACACAGAAACGACCAGUACUGACGGUCGUCAGUACAUCUAAGGAGAAGUCCGAAGUUCCCUGAAUAUCAUCUCAAAUGAUGGUUUCUUUUGAGUUGCUAGACGUUCAGGUAUCACACAUCCACAUGCUUCCUCUGUGAAGAUAAAAAUUCAGCGUUUACCACGUAGAUCAUUCUGCACUGAAAGUUUUGUAAAAUAGUGAGGACACGAAGGGAGCUGCUUACGAAAUUUGUAGAUUUAGGUUAGUCGAAAUGGUUCUAUGUUAUAGAUGGGAGGCACUCAUCUCACGGAAGACAGGUAGGUCAGAGCGAAAUUAAUUUGAGGUGACUCUCUGCUAUCACCCGAGUUAGAUUUUUACCUGUUUUCUGUCCGGAAGUCAUGGUGGUAAUGUCAUCACGUUAUACCUUUUUUUUUUCAGAUAUUUAGAUGACCUUGUCAAAUUUUGCCCGAUGAUUGGCACUUACUGAAAGUUGCUUCUCCUGCGCACACGAGUAACUUAUUGUUGCUGCAAGCCUGCAACUGUGAACAGUGG
Marchantia polymorpha subsp. ruderalis is the source of this 1280-nucleotide messenger RNA. The record is from the annotation of a GenBank genome assembly. Lineage: Eukaryota; Viridiplantae; Streptophyta; Marchantiopsida; Marchantiales; Marchantiaceae.